CACUACGUGUCCCACAAUGCCACACGGCCCCGCCCCGCUCCGCGGAGACCCCGCCGGGCGGUGCCGCGACCCCUACCCGCGGCCCGCGGCCUGGUCGGCUGUGCAGGCCGGUCGCCAUGCGAAGGGGCGAGCGCAGGGCCACGAGAGGCUCGCGGUCCGGGUCCCCGCUGCUCGAGGGCCGCCGCAGCACCGAGUCCGAGGUUUACGACGAUGGCACCAACACCUUUUUCUGGCGUGCUCACACCUUAACUGUGCUGUUCAUCCUCACCUGUGCACUGGGCUACAUCACUCUCCUGGAAGAAACACCUCAGGACACAGCCUACAACACUAAGAGAGGUAUUGUGGCCAGUAUUUUGGUUUUCUUAUGUUUUGGAGUCACACAAGCCAAAGACGGGCCAUUUUCCAGACCUCAUCCAGGUAAGCAGCUUUUCUUGGCUGAUAAAAUGGGAGCAGAUGGUAAAGAGGGCCUCAGAUUCUCAGUCCCCAUAGUGCUGACAGGAAGACAAGCUAGAACAGCACAGACAGUCCAGGAUGGCCGGCAGUUUCUGAAGUAUGUUGACCCCAGGCUGGGAGUCCCAUUACCAGAGAGGGACUAUGGGGGAAACUGCCUCAUCUACGAUGCUGACAACAACACUGACCCCUUCCACAACAUCUGGGACAAGCUGGAUGGCUUUGUUCCCGCACACUUCAUUGGCUGGUAUCUGAAGACCCUCAUGAUCCGUGACUGGUGGAUGUGCAUGAUCAUCAGCGUGAUGUUCGAGUUCCUGGAGUACAGCCUAGAGCACCAGCUGCCCAACUUCAGCGAGUGCUGGUGGGACCAUUGGAUCAUGGAUGUGCUCGUCUGCAAUGGGCUGGGCAUCUACUGCGGUAUGAAGACCCUCGAGUGGCUGUCCUUGAAGACAUACAAGUGGCAAGGCCUCUGGAACAUUCCAACCUACAAGGGCAAGAUGAAGAGGAUUGCCUUUCAGUUCACACCCUACAGCUGGGUGCGCUUUGAGUGGAAACCAGCCUCCAGCCUACAUCGCUGGCUGGCCGUGUGUGGCAUCAUCUUGGUGUUCCUCCUGGCAGAAUUGAAUACUUUCUACCUGAAGUUUGUGCUGUGGCUGCCCCCUGAGCACUACCUGGUUCUGCUGCGGCUGGUCUUCUUCGUGAAUGUGGGUGGUGUGGCCAUGCGUGAGAUCUACGAUUUCAUGGAUGAAGUGAAGCCCCAUAGGAAGCUGGGCCAGCAGGCCUGGCUGGUGGCAGCCAUCACAGUCACUGAGUUACUCAUCGUGGUGAAGUACGACCCACACACACUCACCUUGUCACUGCCCUUCUACAUCUCCCAGUGCUGGACUCUUGGCUCCAUUCUGGUGCUUACCUGGACUGUCUGGCGCUUCUUCCUGAGGCCUUGUGCCUUAGGGCUGUCCCCUUUCUCCCAUGCUCAUGCUGCUGCCUGCGAGGAGGUGGAAGAUCCCAUCCUCACCCCACCAGGGGCACUUCAGUGUACAUGUGUGUAUGCGCCGGUAGGUGUGGGCACGUGUGCCCUUGGCUCCUGAUGCUUCUCCAGGGCUGUGAACUGGCCGGUGAGCCUGGGGCUUGCUCUAGAGCAAGAGUCCUGCCCUGUCCCUCUGCUUGGUCAGCCAGGGCCCAUGACCUAUGACCCAUGGACACCCUUGUGCUCAGCUUCAACACAGGCAUCUGUACUGGAGAGGCAUCCAGUACUCGGCGGCAUAGGCCCCAUGAGACCAUCUGGCUCCCACUCAACUUCUGGCAGCAUACGUGAAGGAGGUCACAACACCAAAUGGCUGCAAAGGAGUGGGUCUAAAGAGUCCGCAUAGUCAUUCCCUUCGGAGCCUUCGUUUAAUCCAGACUCUAAGCUGAAGGGUGUGUGCAUGGAGGGAGGUCACCAAACUGGCCCCUUGAGGGGCCAUCAAGUCAAUAGACUCCAACUUGGAAACCUGUACCCCAGGUGCUGGAGUUAUAUUGUCACUGUGGCUCCCUGACUUUAUAGUUGUCUCCUCGAGCAAACAGAACAAUUAAAGUGAUGGUGAAGGUAAGGUA
This is a messenger RNA of Nannospalax galili (Upper Galilee mountains blind mole rat), 2043 nucleotides long. RefSeq names its product phosphatidylserine synthase 2 (gene Ptdss2). Gene Ontology annotation, molecular function: L-serine-phosphatidylethanolamine phosphatidyltransferase activity. The transcript has 12 exons. The coding region runs from base 117 to 1538 and encodes 473 amino acids. NCBI's taxonomy places the organism in Eukaryota, Metazoa, Chordata, Mammalia, Rodentia, Spalacidae. Gene Ontology annotation, biological process: phosphatidylserine biosynthetic process. The record is from RefSeq and is a predicted model, not a curated record.